CUUCCACUUCUUUCUAAUUCUCUCCUGUGUCUUCGCAAAUAUAAACAUUAAAGAGAAACAAAAAAACAAAACAAAAAAAACAAAAAACAAAAAGAAGAAAAGCAAAAAAAAAGUAAAAACAUUUCUCGUCCAUAUCUGGAAGAAUCAUGUCGAAUCGAUUUGAAGUGUUGUUUUAAAGUGUCACGCAUAUCGCAUAUCGGUCGAUUGAGAAUAUUACAUAGAUACAUAUUGAUAAAGCAAAGGAAAAGUGUUUCGUAAAGAUAUAUCAUAUUAAACUACAAAGAUAUCGUGAUUUGUUCGAUGUGUCCUUCGAGUAUAAGUUAAUUAUGCAAGAGCAGCAAGAAGAACAACGUGAUAUUGGUGGUGCCGAUUGCUGCUACCAACAACAAUGGCCGACGCAACAGCAACAUCAUCAACAAUUAUCGAUGGUACCAUCGCCGAUGCAACAAAUGGAAGCGUGUCUACAAAGCGCAGGAAGAGUAAAACGAUCCCGAAGUCCGAAUUUAAGUAAGUCGUCUUUGGCGUCGCACGCUUCGAAUCCGCCGGCAGUAGCCGUGGUGGUAGCAACAUCGUCGUCGUCUUCGUCGUCCACCUCUUCCGCGGACGGUCGAAAUGACAGGAAUAAUAAUAAUCGACACCACGGGGAUCAUCAUAAUAAUCAUAAUAAUAAUAAUAAUAAUAAUAAUAAUAAUAAUAAUCAUCAUCAUCAUCAUCACCAUCAUCAUCACAAUCAUCAUCGACGUAGAAGCGACGAGGGUACGGAAGAAAUUGGUUCAUCGAAGAGACCACUUCAUCCGGCACUCGCUGGAGCUGGGGCAGCGCUCGAAGCUAAACCGCUUUGGGAAGAAUUUCAUCAAUUGGGAACGGAAAUGAUCGUUACCAAAGCUGGAAGAAGAAUGUUUCCUACUUUUCAGUGUCGACUCUUUGGUUUGGAUCCAAAUACGGAGUAUCUUUUGGUGAUGGAUUUUGUUCCGUGCGACGACAAGAGAUAUAGAUACGCAUUUCACAGCAGCGCCUGGGUAGUCGCUGGUAGGGCCGAUCCAGUAUCACCACCAAGGAUUCAUAUGCAUCCUGAUAGUCCUGCCAGCGGAGCCCAUUGGAUGAAACAACCGGUCUCUUUUGACAAACUCAAGCUCACUAAUAAUCAACUCGAUGACAACGGCCAUAUCAUCUUAAAUUCGAUGCACCGAUAUCAACCAAGAUGUCACGUUGUAGUCGCACCCUCACCACCAGGUUCAGCGCCAGAUCCAAGGACGGAAAACUUCAAGACAUUUUCCUUCCCAGAGACGAGAUUCACCGCGGUGACGGCCUAUCAAAAUCAUCGUAUCACCCAAUUGAAAAUCGCUAGUAAUCCAUUCGCUAAAGGAUUCCGAGAUUGCGAAUCCGACGAUUGCGAAAGCGUAGCGGUAUCUUCGGCAAUACAAAAUCCUGCAAAAAGAUCGGCACCGAGUGGCACGAGUAAUGUAAACGCAAAUGCCAAUGUCCUUACAACGAGCGGAUAUCCGAAUGCUAUAAUAUCUCAGGGAAUGCAAAUACCCGGUUUGUCGAGUCAAGAACAUCAUCAUCAAUUUUACGCGACCGCUACUCCAGGACCUUGGUCCACUUAUCCCCCUCCUCCCCCACCCCCGCCGCCACCUCAUCCCCAUCAUCACGGACAAUCCAACCCUCACGUCAAUUCCCUUCAUUAUCCUCAUCCUCAUCCUCAUUCUCAUCCUCAUCCUCAUCAUACCCAUCCUGGUACUUCUCUUUAUGGACCACGAUAAUCCUCUAUAAUCGUAUCUAUAUAUCUAUUUAUCUAUCUAUCUAUCUAUCUACCUAUCUAUCUAUCUAUCUAUCUAUCUAUCUAUCUAUCUAUGUAUAUACAUAAACGUGAUCGAGUCGAUGAUACGUGUUUAAACCAAAGCGAUUAAAACAACGUUACACAUUUAAUGUUAAGAUUGUCAGAUUAUAUCGUGGAUAUAAACAUAAUAUGUAUUUUGUAGAGAUUUUAUCUUAUUUAUAUUAAACGUUAAAUAUAUUUUCCAAUGACGUAUUGGUUACGAAAGAUUUGAUAUUGUCUCAAAUAUAUAUAUAUAUAUAUAUAUAUGUAUAUGCAUAUAUAUGUAUCUUGGGAUUUGUAUUAAAAUGUUAGCCAUUUCGAUCGUAGGUUCGACGUAACGUCGUCCAAGAAGGAAAGUGCCUUUUGUAGGAGCAAAGUGCGUCUAUUUAUACGAGGUAUCUCAAAUGCCGAACGAGCCUAAAACGCUCUCUUGAGCCAAGACGGGAAUGUAAACGCUCCGUGACAACCCAUGAGAGUGCGGGACCGUUAAGUGCCUUAAUAAAUUAUGCCAUGAGUAUCGUGCCAUUGUACUUUUAGGUUUAGAGAGAAGUUACGUUCUCAUCUAAUAAAAAAGAAUUUCGAUGCGUUAUCGUUCGAUAUUUACUCCAAAAAAGAUAAGCGACUUUCCUUUACAUAGGUAUGUACUAGUCUACUUUUUGUCCAAAAAAAAAAAGCGAAAAUACAAUGAGUUUCGAUAUAA
Messenger RNA from Vespa mandarinia (Asian giant hornet), 2519 nucleotides. RefSeq lists its product as uncharacterized. The record is from RefSeq and is a predicted model, not a curated record. Gene Ontology annotation, biological process: cell fate specification; positive regulation of DNA-templated transcription; regulation of transcription by RNA polymerase II. Lineage: Eukaryota; Metazoa; Arthropoda; Insecta; Hymenoptera; Vespidae. Gene Ontology annotation, molecular function: DNA-binding transcription factor activity, RNA polymerase II-specific; RNA polymerase II cis-regulatory region sequence-specific DNA binding. Gene Ontology annotation, cellular component: nucleus; chromatin.